Messenger RNA from Neltuma alba, 2355 nucleotides. RefSeq names its product dynamin-related protein 4C-like. Gene Ontology annotation, molecular function: microtubule binding; GTPase activity; GTP binding. Lineage: Eukaryota; Viridiplantae; Streptophyta; Magnoliopsida; Fabales; Fabaceae. Gene Ontology annotation, cellular component: membrane; microtubule; cytoplasm. The transcript has a single exon. The record is from RefSeq and is a predicted model, not a curated record. Bases 115 to 2223 code for a protein of 702 amino acids.
UCUAUCUCUCUUUCACCUCAAAAAUUCCAAACGCCUUCACACGAUUCAUUGUUCUCAGCUCACACAUUUCAAUAUGAACCACAGUCUUCCAAGUCGUUCUCUUGAUAAUAUUCGAUGAAUUAUAUGAAUUGUUCUCAGCUCACACAUCUUCUCUACAUCUCUUCUUACUUUUUUGUAAACUCUCAACUCAAAAAAACAUCCAGCCAAAUGAGAAAUUAUCCUUUCAACUGGGUUAAUCAGAAGCUAAACUCCUUCUCCUUAGACACAGAUCAUCACCAACCACAGAGCUCCAAUAGCGACACUGUUCCACCCAUUGUCUCUUUCUACAAUGAAACGAUCCGACCAAUUCUUGACGCUGUUGAAAACCUCAGACGUCUGAACAUCACCAAAGAAGGUAUCCAGCUUCCAAGCAUUGUUGUCGUUGGUGACCAGUCUUCUGGCAAAUCUAGUGUCUUGGAAUCUCUGGCAGGAAUCAGGUUGCCCCGUGGGCAAGGGAUCUGCACAAGGGUGCCCUUAAUUAUGAGGCUCCAAAGCCACUCUGUUCCAGAGACAGAACUUGUGUUGGAGUAUAAUAACAUAACUGUAUUAACAGAUGAAGAACAUGUGUCUGAUGCCAUAAACACAGCCACUGAAGAGCUUGCAGGGAAGUCCAAAGGGAUUUGCAACAGCCCUUUGACUUUGGUGGUGAAGAAGGAUGGUGUUCCUGAUCUCACCAUGGUGGAUCUGCCAGGGAUAACCAGAGUUCCUGUUCAUGGACAGCCUGAGGACAUUUAUGACCAGGUCAAAGACAUAAUCAUGGAGUACAUCAAACCAGAGGAAACUAUCAUUCUGAAUGUUCUAUCAGCUACUGUUGACUUUCCAACCUGUGAAUCCAUUAGGAUGUCACAGAGUGUUGAUAGAACUGGUUUGAGAACUCUGGCCGUAGUAACAAAAGCUGACAAGGCCCCUGAAGGAUUAAAAGAAAAGGUUACUGCUGAUGAUGUAAACAUUGGGCUUGGUUAUAUCUGUGUCAGGAAUCGAAUUAAUGAUGAGUCCUAUGAAGAUGCUCGGAAAGAGGAAGCUAUGCUGUUCCAAAAUCAUCCUCUUCUGUCAAAGAUAGACAAAUCCAUGGUGGGUGUACCUGUUUUGGCUCAGAGGCUAGUUCGGCUUCAAGCUUCAAUUAUUUCGAAAACACUACCUGAGAUGUUGAGAAAAAUCAACGAGAAGCUAAAUUCUCAGCUUUCUGAGCUAGAAAGCUUGCCAAAGAACCUGACUUGUGCUGCUGAUGCUAUGGCUGCCUUCAUGCAUAUAAUUGGAUUAGUGAAAGAGUCGCUAAAGAAAAUUCUAAUCAGAGGAGAAUUUGAUGAGUACCCGGAAGACAAAAGCAUGCAUUGUACUGCUCGUUUGGUUGAGAAGCUCAACGAGUACUCAAAGGAUCUCCACGAAUGUCCAGGAAGUAACCACACAGAGAAUUUCCUCAUGGAUGAAAUAAUGCUUUUGGAGGAAGCCAAGGGGAUAGGCCUCCCAAACUUCAUGCCUCGCACAGCUUUUCUGGCAUUAUUAAAGAGGAAAGUCGGAGCAAUCUCAUCGAGACCCAUUCAAUUCAUUGAUGAUGUGUGGGACUAUCUGGGGAAAGUGGUGAUCGGAGUCAUAAAUCGUCAUUCAGAACACUACUACCAGCUUCAGAGAUGUACAUGCAGGGCGGGAGAAAAUCUAAUCUUUAGAAUGAGAGAGAAUUCAAAGAAGCAUGUAAAGGAGGCUAUUGAAAUGGAGAAGCUGACGGAUUACACGUGUAAGCCUGAGUACAUGACUGAAUACUAUAAUCUGAUGGCUUAUCAGGCUCAUUUUGUUGCAACUGUGCGUGAAGGCAUUUGUGGAGCUAUAAAUAUUAGUUGUGUUGGAGAAAACAUACAGAUUCGUCAUCUGGGAGACUACAUACAAGUUCUUGAUCAAGCUUAUGACUUGAAGAUGAGAAUGGUUUCUUAUUGGAAGAUUGUGCUGAGGAGGCUGAUUGAUACUAUAGCUCUGCAUCUGCAGUUCAGUAUCAACAGUCUGGUGAAUAAUGAGUUGGAGAAGGAGAUCACUGCUUGUUUUACGUCUCCCAGUUUCGGAGGAAUUGAAAGCUUGUUGGAGGAGUCACCUUCCAUGGCUGCCAAGCGUGCCAUGCUCAGUCGAAGUGUUGAGGUUCUCAAAGAAAGCAAAGAGGUAGUGUCAAACAUUAUGGACGGAAUUUCCAGUGACUGAGAUUAAGUGUUGUCAUGUGUGUGUGUGUGUGUGUGUUUUAUAUUUAUCUAUUUAAUAUCUAUCAGUCUGAAUGUGUUAUCGUCAUAUUUUUCUCUUUUAAUAUGAAGUGAUGAUGUCGUCCCAGUUUUCUCA